CGACGAACGGUCUCACUAAAACAGCUGAUUUUCGCAAUUUGAAAAUUUGUUUAUGAUUUUGCAAUUUGAGUUUCAUGAAUUAAUUGAAAGUUAUAAUUGUUGGUUCAGUGUGCCCUGACUGGUUGUUCAAAACAGUAAACUAAAGCCAUGGAACACGAAAGCUGUAGAAGGAAUAUCAGACGAGAAGAAAUGAGCUGGGAGGAUGAUGGAAACUCGGUCUCGGUUCUCUACGAUUUCGUCUCGAAGAACGUGUCCAUGCCCUCUGAUCUGGGUGAACUGGUCGCAUACGUGUUGCUACUUAUCAUUACAUGGUACGCACUCGUCUUCGCCUUUCGGUUCGUGCUCUCGCUGGUGAAACCCGUUCUAAUAGUGUUGGUUGCACUAUUCCUCUUCCGAUUCCUAAGAUCUUUUGAGAUUGAUGACGUCGUAAAUCUCGUCCUUGGCAUUUUGUCCCUGGUCUUCAAUCUGGUCAGUUCUAUCGUGGCCAAGUUCAUGGAAUUCAUUUUAAGGAUUUUAAGUUAAAAACGGACGCAUAUUCUACAUUCCAUUUAUGUGUUCAAUGUAAAUAACAUUGCAAAUUUGUUUGAUAAAAAUUAAAAUUUUGUUGUUGAAUACAAUAGUUUAUAAGAACUUUGGUAAUGUUACAGUUCUGAAAUGUUUAUAUUACAAUUAUCAACAUAAACGUAUCGCAAAUAUACUCCCAUCAUUCAAAAUUGCUACUAACAA
This is a messenger RNA of Drosophila eugracilis, 726 nucleotides long. RefSeq lists its product as uncharacterized. The record is from RefSeq and is a predicted model, not a curated record. Lineage: Eukaryota; Metazoa; Arthropoda; Insecta; Diptera; Drosophilidae. Bases 148 to 522 code for a protein of 124 amino acids. The transcript has a single exon.